Messenger RNA from Anopheles nili, 542 nucleotides. RefSeq names its product GSK3-beta interaction protein. Gene Ontology annotation, cellular component: cytoplasm. The transcript has a single exon. Gene Ontology annotation, molecular function: kinase regulator activity; protein kinase A binding. NCBI's taxonomy places the organism in Eukaryota, Metazoa, Arthropoda, Insecta, Diptera, Culicidae. Gene Ontology annotation, biological process: regulation of canonical Wnt signaling pathway. Bases 138 to 542 code for a protein of 134 amino acids. The record is from RefSeq and is a predicted model, not a curated record.
UUAAAUUGAUGAACUCCAUUUAUUCCAUAUUUGUAUCUUGAAGAUUGAAUACUUCGGCAAUACAGCUUAACAUCAAAUGAUGACAAAACAGUGAGGAUAAAAUCACGAACCAUGGCCAAAAGAAACCAACGAAAGUAAUGGAUGAUUCAAUAAAAAAGUACUAUGCCUAUUGUGAUGACAACAUUAUCGAGUGGCUGCAGGAAGCUGAGGCUGUAAUACAGGAUAUUAUUAAGCACGUGCGAGAAGUAUGCGUAUCCAAAGCUUUUCCUCCAACGCGUACGGAAUCUUACAUUAAUCUUACUACCCUGGAAGGAAACCGAUUAUGUCUAAAACUUAACGCCGAAGGCUUACAAAUUGUAGGACAAAAUUAUGAUGUGAAUAGUCAGGAUUGCGAUGCCAAUGUUCGUUAUGAAACACCAUACGCUUUAUUGUCGGAUGUUAGUCCAUCAUAUGUGCAUUCCUUCGGAAGUUGUCUUACAGAUGCUUUGAAUAGACUGGAGCAGAGCUCACAACAAGAUCAAAACUUAUCUGAUGUGGAAUAA